AUGACAAGCAGAGUAAAUGCUAAGAAAUGGCACUUAAAAGAGCAAAAAACAGAGGAUUCUUUAUCGGAAAUAUCACUCCCUCCAUUGCCAAAAAUACAAGAAAAAGACAGGAUUAAGAUAGGAUCUCUUAUAAAACGAAGAUUUUCAGCACGAGUGGGCCCACAAAUUUUAAAUGACAAUCAUAAGGGCCUGAAUUCAUUUGUUUCCGGUUCUCAGUACCCAAGGAAAGGUAUAGGCGACUCUCAACGACCGUUUCUUGAAUUUCAUCUUUCCAAUUUUGCAUCUCAAGACUUUAAUCCCGAAGAAUACAUUAAUGCGAACUUUCCGGAUGCUACAGAGGAUGAAGUUUCUAGGUUUUAUGUUCAGUUAUUACAAUCUUUUGAAAUAAUAACAUCCAAUCUUCAACAAAACAUUUUUGAUAAUUAUUCAAAGUUUAUCUCAAUUUCAAAAGAAAUUUUUGAUGUAAAUACAGAUAUAACCACUAUUCGAAAACAAAUAAACUUAUUGUCUAAUGCAAUUGAGCUUUUAAAGGAUGAUAUAAGUUCACCAUCUCGAACUUUGUCUUCAUCAGAAAAAAACAAAUGGAAGAACAAUAAAAAUUCAGUUGCAGAUCUUAAAAGCAUAUGGGAAGAUAAAAUUAAAGAUCUUUUUAAAAAUGUCGAAGGGAUACAGAAAUUUUUACCUACAUUCUAUGGAAAACAUAUCGUCUAUGAAAGUAGUAAUUGGAAAGAGUUGAAUUGUACAUCAUGGAGACCAAAAUAUAAAGCUCAUUUGUUCUUACUUAAUGACAAUCUGUUGGUUACUCGUGUUUCUCCUAAAUAUCAAGUUUCUCAAAGUUCUCGAAGCAUUGGAAAAAUAAAAUAUAUUGCAGAAAACUGUUUUUCUUUAACCGAAAUUGAAAUGGUUGAUCUAGACUCUAGUUCUCUAACUUCUGAAGAACGUGAUAUGAGUGGCAUUAUAAUUAUUAGGAAAGAAAAACGAAAUUUUGUUUUCAAAACAGACAAAAUUGACGAAAAACAAAAAUUGCUCCAAGAGUUUACAAAGGAAUAUUACUCAUUAACGAAAUCACAAAGAGAAGAAGCAGAGGCAUUGAGAAGAGCGAGGGAGUCUAUAUAUUUUUUAAACGCUAAAGAUCCUUCUAUGACUACUCGAACUUUACUUAAUUCAUUUUAUUUUAAUAGUGUUUCACCAAUUUCACUUAAUCCUAAUGAAGAAAUUCAAAAUUUACAAUGGGUUCAAGAUAAAAUGGACGAAUUAGAUAUAAUGAUUGCUCAUAGAUUGUUUGAAGAUGCUACAAAGAGUAUUGAAAAAGAUAUAAAGGUAACUAUUGAAAAUUUUAAGCAAGAAUCUAUUGCAACAGAAUUAAUCAUUUUAAAACUUGAAGAACGCUCUUCAAAGUUGGUCGAUAUAAUUUGUGAUGAAUUGUACAAAAUGUCAUCAUUUAAAAAUAUUGUAAAAAAAGAUGUUCAUUAUUUGUUAAGACUUGGAUAUGAAAGUCGUGCAAAAAAUUCAUUUUUAACAUCUAGAUCAAAUUUGAUUAAACGAAGAACUAGGCAAUUAUAUUUCAAAGGGGAUGUUGUUGCAUACAUAUCAGAUUUAGCUCUUAUUCACUUCGUUUUAAUACGUAAUACAGCAGAAAUGUAUAUAUCAGCUUUUCAAAAACCAUCUUUAAUUUCUGGUCUUAUAACAUGGAUAAAAUUUCAAAUACAAAGUUUUUUGGAAUUCUUUUCAAGACAACUAUGCUCUAUUGGUUAUGAAUCUGAUAUAUUUUUGCAUAGCAUGAAUGCAAUUAAAGAACAAUGCAAAAUAUUAAAUGAAUUAGGAAUCGAUAUGAAUUUCUUACUCGAGAAUUUUCAAGACAAUAUUAAGAAAAAUACAAAAGACAUAUCUAUUUGA
This is a messenger RNA of Pneumocystis jirovecii RU7, 1896 nucleotides long. RefSeq lists its product as uncharacterized. The record is from RefSeq and is a predicted model, not a curated record. Gene Ontology annotation, biological process: intracellular protein localization; Golgi to plasma membrane transport; exocytosis. The transcript has 9 exons. NCBI's taxonomy places the organism in Eukaryota, Fungi, Ascomycota, Pneumocystomycetes, Pneumocystales, Pneumocystaceae. Gene Ontology annotation, cellular component: exocyst. The coding region runs from base 1 to 1896 and encodes 631 amino acids.